Molecule: messenger RNA, 768 nt
Organism: Arabis nemorensis
Lineage: Eukaryota; Viridiplantae; Streptophyta; Magnoliopsida; Brassicales; Brassicaceae
Source: the annotation of a GenBank genome assembly
AUGGCAGCUAGAUUCACGUUUCGUCGGAGUUCUCAGAUCCUCCGAUCUAUCCAAAGACACCCUCAAAUCUCAUCACCAUCAUCAUCCUUCGAAUCUCCGUCACCGAUUCUUUAUUCGUUGACCACCGCCUCACCAGAUCUAUCCCGAUUAUCGUCCUUCACUUUCCUCCGAUCUCUCUCAAUCGCCCGUCGUGGUCCAACGCGUCCCAAGAAGGUCGACAUAGGAGCUCGGGCUCGUCAGAUGCAGAAUCGUCGUCUAUGGACAUACGCACUAACAUUCAGCUGUAUCGCUGGUUUCGUUGUCAUCGUUCUAAAUCAGUUUCAGGAUCAGCUUGUCUUUUACUUAACUCCAUCGGACGCUAUGGAGAAAUUCGCAGAGAAUCCAACGAAGAACAAGUUUAGGCUCGGUGGUUUGGUUCUAGAAGGUAGCGUUGCUCAACCUGCGGCGUCUCAGGAGAUGGAAUUCGUNAUUACCGAUUUGAUUACUGAUAUUUUGGUUAGGUAUAAAGGAUCUUUGCCUGAUCUGUUCAGGGAAGGUCAUUCUGUUGUUGUUGAAGGAUUCAUCAAACCUUUUACUGAUGAAGUAAUGAAAGAGGUUUCGACGAAACCUGUAUCGCAGAAAGCGAGGAAUCUCGAUUGUUUCUUCUCGGCGACGGAGGUUUUAGCUAAGCAUGAUGAGAAGUAUAUGCCACAGGAAGUUGCGGCGGCGAUUGAGAAGAAUAAGAAGAUCAUUGAAGCGAAUGAACAAGCGGCUAAAUUGGCUUCUUAG